GUCUAAACCAAACCAAACCGACUCAAAUAAAACCAAAAUCAACUUUGGGUUGGGCCUGACAUUUAACGGUGCGUCAACAAACAACACUAACUCCUCUCUCUUGUCUCGAACUCGUUUACUAAUUAAGGGAUUAGAAGAUAAUUAAAGAUAGAGAUCAUCGAGCUUUGACCAAACGAUCCAAGUUCAUAUCCACCAUCAAAAGUCAUAGCUUCUCCUAACACCACCCAAUUGUAAAAACCAAAAGAACAAAUGAUUACGUAACACAUUGCAACCCAAACAAGAAAAGUUCUUUUGUCUUUGAUAUUUUCUCCAAAACUGGACCCCACCCUCUUAAGAUCUCUCAUUUGUUUUCUUCUGAGAGAAUCGAUCUUUUGAGAGAGGGUGCCAGUUUUUUCUUUUUCUUCCAAACUUAUUUUCUUGAUUGUUUCUCUGUUUUUUUUCCCGGGAAAGUUUUUUCAUAUUUUUAAUAUCUUUUGGGAUUGCAAAACUUGCACAAAAAUGUGGGGAGCCCCGGCAGAACCAGCAGAUUCUUAUUACCAGAUUCGCCCUGAGUGCACUGAUGUCCCCAAUACCAAAUUCAAGAUCAAACCUGGUAAAACUCUAAGUGUAAGAAAAUGGCAAGCUGCAUUUACACAAGAAGGAUUCCUAGAUAUGGGCAAGACUCUAAACCGAAUUCAACGAGGGGGGAUCCAUCCAACGAUUAGAGGAGAAGUCUGGGAGUUCUUACUUGGUUGUUAUGAUCCAAAGAGCACAUUUGAAGAAAGAGAGCAAAUCCGACAACGUAGAAGAACCCAGUAUGCUUCUUGGAAGCAGGAAUGCAAACAAAUGUUUCCAGUCAUCGGAAGUGGUGGAUUCAUUACCGCACCUGUGAUCACCGAGAAGGGUCAACCCAUUCUAGAUCCUCUUGUACUACAAGAAACAAACUUAGGUGAAGAUUCUGAUUUCUUCAAAGAGCUUGAAAGCAGAGGACCUUUGGACAAGAAAGUUAUCCAGUGGAUGCUAACGCUUCACCAGAUAGGUCUUGAUGUAAACCGCACGGAUAGGACAUUGGUGUUCUACGAGAAGAAGGAGAAUUUGUCCAAGCUUUGGGAUAUUCUAGCUCUUUACGCCUGGAUAGACAACGACGUUGGGUAUUGCCAAGGAAUGAGUGAUCUUUGUUCUCCUAUGAUUAUGCUUCUUGAAGAUGAAGCUGAUGCUUUUUGGUGUUUUGAAAGACUGAUGCGAAGAUUGCGAGGAAACUUCCGGAGCACGGGAAGAUCAGUUGGAGUUGAAGCACAGCUUACUCAUUUGGCUUCCAUCACUCAGAUUAUUGACCCCAAGCUUCACCAUCACUUAGAGAACUUGGGAGGAGGUGACUAUCUGUUUGCGAUUCGGAUGAUAAUGGUACAGUUCAGAAGAGAGUUCUCUUUCUGCGACUCCUUGUAUCUCUGGGAGAUGAUGUGGGCAUUAGAGUAUGACCCGGAGAUGUAUUCUCUGUACGAGGAGCCUGAGUUCGAGGGAGAGAAAACGGAAGGUUCCUCCAAAGGCAAACCCAAGUCGAUAAAACAAUGUGGGAAGUACGAGAGAGAGAACAUGAAGAACGGUGGGAAUAGCGCAGAAGGUCCUUUGCCUAUUUCGGUUUUCCUAGUGGCUAGUGUUUUGAAGGACAAGAGUUCUAAGCUUAUGACUGAAGCUCGAGGACUUGAUGAUGUUGUUAAGAUCUUAAACGACAUAACGGGAAACUUGGAUGCUAAAAAAGCUUGUACUGGUGCAAUGAAACUUCACAAGAAGUAUCUAAAAAAGGCCAAGAAAUAGCAUUGGCGAAGAUUCAUGAGUAGAGCCUUUUUGUAUAUUGUUUUUUUACUUAUCUGAUAACUCACAAAAUCCGGCGACAAAAUGUUACUGGUCAGAGAUUUAUGAUCCCUUGGGUGGCAAGCAUUCCCUAAAUUACACAGCACACAAUACCUUUUCGUUGCAAGGUCUUCUUAAUGUACGCAUGUUGUAAUAUUUUGAUGUGACAAACCUUGUGUUCUUUUUUUUUUUUUAUUAUUGUAUUAACUACAACACAAAGGGAAAAGGUAAAAGCACAGAAAAAUUAUCUGCCUUCUGGAUUGUAAACUCAUUGCUGUAUUUAUAAGUCGGAUUAUGUAAGUAAACAUGAUUUUUUUUGUCGUCUUCAGGAUAACGCUUGAGCUGUAACGUUUUUGAGCUGUAACGUUUUAGUCCUGGUAGUGGUUCGUCGUCUUUCUUGGGAGCAUCGCUAUUUUGAGCAAAAGAUAAUGCCGAAAAAAUAGGGGUACUAAAGCAAGAACCAGAAUGAGAUUAGGGUCCCAAAUGUAUCUCCAUAGUCCCUAGUUCAUCAGGUUUACUUAGGACGCAAGAGAGAAGAAAUUAGGUCAACGAAGUUAAAUGACUUAUAGAGGCAGAGAGCAUAAUUGUUGUCUUUGAUUAGUCCUCAGAUAUAUAUAUUUUUAACUGCUACGAGGCAGGAACAUGCUAAAGAGUAAAGCAGACGUACGAACAAAGCCAAGAAAGGAUCGGAGACGAACACAAGAAAACGAAUGAACAUAAUAACACAAUUUGACACCAAAUAAACAUUUCAUUACAAAGACACCAGAAAGUUCAAAAACAUAAAUAAAGUUUUAAAGCACCUAAACACCUCCUUUAUUGCAACUCCUUCCACAUCA
Messenger RNA from Brassica rapa (field mustard), 2666 nucleotides. RefSeq names its product TBC1 domain family member 15-like. Gene Ontology annotation, molecular function: GTPase activator activity. The record is from RefSeq and is a predicted model, not a curated record. Lineage: Eukaryota; Viridiplantae; Streptophyta; Magnoliopsida; Brassicales; Brassicaceae. Gene Ontology annotation, biological process: activation of GTPase activity.